Molecule: messenger RNA, 4482 nt
Organism: Zerene cesonia (dogface butterfly)
Lineage: Eukaryota; Metazoa; Arthropoda; Insecta; Lepidoptera; Pieridae
Exons: 29
Biological process (GO): proteolysis
Molecular function (GO): calcium-dependent cysteine-type endopeptidase activity
Source: RefSeq, a predicted model, not a curated record
AUGUCCAAAAAAGGGGAUUUCGGGAGGCAGAGCAUGAUUGUGUAUCCCGUGGAUCCCACUGAAUGCCCUUUCCGGGAAUUCCGGGAUAACGAAUUGUCUGCUGAUACUUGGGGGAUGGGGCCGGCAGCAUUCCGAGCAAGCCAUGCGCUAUCGAAAGUGGGUGCCAAGCCGCACGCAGAUCAGGCUUGGGUGGAUGAACAGACCCAGCCGCUGCCGCGCUCCGUGAGGCAGUAUCUCCAUGGCUGGAUGAAGGCUGAGGAGCUGGCCCUCAGCCGUUGGGAAGCUGAAGUUGUUGUUUUUGAGGACACAAACGAUGGCGGCAAGAUGACAGUGGCCGACAUUCAGUUGAGUCACGCGCAGGUGCUGCUGCGCUCUUCCUUCUGCAGGACCGUUCUCUCCAUGUGCUAUAUCUUGGAACGGGUGGAUAGUGUUAUCGUGGAACAUCAGUGGGAGAACUUCACGUUCAGCAUUGGCCCGGAAGGUUGGAGAGCAAGGUACCACAUAUACUCACCAGGUCUGAAACCCGGCGGUGGCGCUCAGCAUCGACCGGGGCUAUCGAAGAAUGGCUGUUAUCUCGUGCGUCUCUUCUACCUGGGUGCUUGGAGGUGCGUGUGGGUGAGCGACCUGGUGCCUAUCGACGCUACGGACGCCCCCCUCCUCCCCUUCUCCCCCCUCCUCACCCGCGCUCCCAUGAAACCUGGGACGAAGCAGGCACCGGCUACCGUCACAUCCCAAUUUGUUCACCUGUGGCCGCUGCUGAUUUGUAAGGCGCUUCUUAAGUUGGCCGCGCCCGACAUGAAUGCCGACGAAGGCACAGAUUUUGAAGAUGAAUUGAUGCCAGAUUUUGAUAUAUUGCACGCCCUCACUGGCGCGAUGAACUUGACUUAUAAAAAGAAGGAUCCAGAGGAAAUUUGGGAGCUCCUGACCUCCGAGGUGCCAGUGUUCUCUUGGGAUGAUGAAAGUGACACAAUGACCAGCACCAUUAAAUCUAAGAGCACCAAGAAGCCGACCACAAAGGAAACUUCCAAUGUUAGGCGGGGAUCUCUCACUGCGAUUCUCAUUGAUGAGACAAAGGGUUUCCCUCCAUACUACCUCCCGGGUAUCACACCGGGCCAUGAAAUGAACCUACUUCUCACGAUGGCCAGGGAUCUGCCUCUGAAGAAACCACUGCCAGAACCAGAGGUACCGUUGUGGAAGACGUAUCGGUGGGUGGACUGGGCGCGCCGGCACGGCCUGUACGAGGCCUUCGACUGCCCCCGGACGAGGUUCCUUAAAGUCAAUGGGCUGUUGAAGUCUUCAUACGCACCGCAUCUCUUGGACGUUCAGAGCACUGAGUCGAUAACUUUCCAGUUUCGGGAAGAGCAUGACCGAACUAAUCCACCAGCGAGAAAGGGGGGCAAAGACGUGAACCGUUCGGGGACAACUGCUCUUGGUUCCAACCAACAGAUGAGGGAAGAGCUGCGGGAAUGGAUUCAGUUUGAUGCGAUUCAGCAAUUGAUCAAGAGAGUCACAAUCCUGUUCUUCCCGUCGAUGUAUGAAUUCACGUCAACAGCGAGUAACCCGCCCGUCAGGAUCACAAAGACACCUUUAAGCCGCGCUUUGGACAUUCCAGCGCCAAAAUCUGGACCUCUGUACCUCCAAAUAGACGGGCCAGAUGAGAACGUGCUGAGAAUCUCUUUGAAUAUGCUGCACCCACGUGUUCUGCUGAACUGUGGUGUUCCAAUAGUUGAUUAUAUUGAACCAGCGUAUCUGUUUCUGGAGGUAUUUGAGUGGUUUGUGGAUUGUGAAUUGCCUAUGGGAAAGGCGUAUAUAGCUACCAGGGGAUAUGACUCUGUAGAAGUGAAGUUUGUCCCGGGGAGACAUUUCUGCAGGAUAUGGGUACACUCACGCAUGAACUGGACGGCGAUGUUGCUAAGCGAGUCCACACUAUUACUUGGUGGCCGGGAUAUUAUUCAGUCAGCCGCGGUCCGGGAUUGUCCCUGGGCGUCUAGAUACCUCACCAACCUCAGCCUGGCCUUCUCCAACUGGAUGCGGGUGACUCGGUCCAGCGCUAACUUGGCGGUGAACGAUAGAGAUUUCUACAAUUCAUAUCAACCUGACCUAACAUGGGAUGAAAAGGUCGUUGGCUACAACAAGAAACUCUUGCACUGGAUGUUUCGUCAGGCACUACAGUCUCUCCUUGCGAAACGGCUAUUGCCACUCGAAUUUAGAUCUACUUGCACUGUAUUAAGACGGUUUAUGCACGAUCCCGAUUUCGGCUUCCCACCAAAACCACCGCCGCCCACGUCGUUGCGAGAUAUAGCUAUGAUGGACCCGUGCGAUUGUGUUUUACCCGAAGCCGAGGAAAUGGAAGUUUUCGGUGAACAAUUAGAAGAGCAACAGGUCUCAGAAGAGAAACCAGUUGUCGACAAGGAAACAAUGGAUAAACUUCUAUCGCCUCCAAAAUUACCCGUGACUUCUAAUGUCUGCGAGUUGGCAACCGAGGAAGUACCUUGUGGAGCUCUUAAGGAAGAGAGGGAGAAGGUUUUGAAGAAGCAUGAUGCAGCAAGAGUGAUACAGGCGCAUUGGAGAGGCGCCUGGGCUAGGAAGUGUCUGACCAUGAAUGUCAUUGUUUCUCCUGAUGUUACAAAAGUGUUAAUGGAUCAAGUAUUCGGCAACAUGGAAUCACUGUCGAUGCUGAUGAAUGAGUUCUUCGCUAUGUACCCCGGAGCGCGCUACGCGUACUCCGUGGCCUCUGCCCUCAGCGGAGUGUAUGGUCUGCAGCAGCACAAUGGAACAGCACCGGUGACUCCGAAGUGCAAAUGGGUGCCAUACUUCCAAGGAGUUUUCUACUGCCAUGGCUCGGUGAAAGUCCACUUCGAUGUUCAGAGCUCGCUGCAAUAUAGCACUUUUGCUGUGUAUGACAAUGACAAUGGAGAAAAAAUGCCACAAGCCUAUAAUGCACAUGUUACGUUUGAUUUUCAUCCGAAUGAGCAUGGGUACACAAUAAUGGGUCACGGUACACUCACUGAAGCACCCGGCACCUACUCCGACGCUCACUGGCAGCUCACGGUACUCUCGUCGACAGCUGAUGUCUUCCAUGUGUGCGAUAAUGACGAUCCGUGCAGGGAGAUACUCUUGGCCCCGGCGAGCAAGUUGCAUAUAGAUGAGAUAUUCAUACCGAAUCGGCGGAACAUUCUAGGCGGCGUGCAGAUUUCUGUGUCGAAACAUGAGGCAAUCAGCUUUAGAGCGGCUGCGACUUCGCCUGAGUUGGAAAUGGAGGCGAUACUCCGAACGAAGACGUACGAGGGUGAACUGGAGGAGCUGGGGAGAUGUUCAGGAACAGGGGAGCUGUACUGGCCGUACGUUCGGCUCGAACCGACUCCUCCGAUGCUUUUGUAUCCGGGGAAGAAGAAGUCAACCUCGCACUCUAACUUGCAUGCGGUAUUUUAAUCAGCUAUAUCCAGCGCCCGUUCAUUAAAAGUCACUAAGCCAGCGAAACCGCCUAUGUCAGGAGCGAAAAGCAAAUCCUCUACAAAGGUAAACGAGUACCGCCCGAAGGAUUUAGAAACAAAACAAUACUGUAUCGAAGUAAUAGCACCCAAAGGUUGGCCACUGACCCUACAGCAAUGGAACAGGGUUGAUGAAGUCCGCAACUCCCAAGAAACAGCUAAAGUUGAACAGUCCCCGAAGAAGCCCACGAAAGAAAAGGGUGGAUCAGCAAAAGAAAAAGAGAAACCCGCACCGGUCACAAUGCACCAACCACAACCUGGUGAUGCCUACGUGGAACUGGAAUGUUCUCUGGCGAUCGGUGGUGGGUCUGUUGCUAGGCGUGAUGAUGAUAGGGAUCUCGAGUUCGCAGCAGCGCGGAGAGCUUGGGAUGCUAAGGACGUUGGCAGGAAUUUGAGAGGAGCACAGAUUAGAAAGGAAUUCAGAGCGGAAUUUCUCGAAGCCCUACCGGUACCGCCCUCUGAAAGCGAAAGCUCCAUGCUAGAGGAAGCCGCUUAUCUGGAAGAAGUAGAAGGGGAAGAGAAAAAGGGAACUGAGAAUCCGCAGCAGCAAGGACCAACGCCGGCAACAGAAAGCGGUGUGGAGUUAGAAGCAGAAGAGGAGAGUGAAGAAGAAUCUACAUAUUUGUCGAUGCCCGAACAGUUGAAGGACAAAUUUGUCCCGCUCAAUUUUGUACCGCUUUGUACUAGAGACACAACCGACCAGGAAAGUAUCCUCAUAACACCAGAAUUAGCGGAGAUAGCCAAAGUAGAGCGUCAAGCUGGCAUAGAUUCAGCGCUGGAGCGCAUGCGCGAGCUGCAAUACUACAACGAACUAUAUGUUCUGGGGAGGCAGAAGAAGAGAGGACAAUUACUGGAAAGACUGUUUGUUGAUUCCCAAUGGAACCCUGAGUUGGCUGAAGUUUUGGAAGAAAGAGAUGAUGCGAUUGCCCAAGAGAAUCUCAAUCGAACUCUUUCUGCAAACAAGAAGAAACAAGAGGCGAAGAAGAAGUAA